GACGUCAUCGCCAGCAGCGGCACGUGGCAUCAUCAGCGCGCGACGUGAACGCGCGCCAAAAUUUUACCGGCAGCAUCAGAAGCAGUCGUACGCAGCACCGCCCUGUCUCAUCAUCAUCAUCAGCACUGCCCUGUCUCAUCAUCAUCAGCACUCUGUCUCAUCAUCAUCAGCACUCUGUCUCAUCAGCACUGCCCUGUCUCAUCAUCAGCACUGCUAUGUAUCAUCAGCGGCACGCGCCAAUCAAUCAUAAGUACUGAUCUAUAAUAAUAAUCAGCAACACGCGCUGUAAUACGACGCAAGCAGACUGCGAGUACAUCACCGAUCAGCGCUCAUGCCGCGAUCAGCAUGUCACUCAUCAUCAGCACGCCGCAAUCAAUGAUGGGCACGCGCCAAUGAACAAGAGAACCAUCAUCAUCAUCAGCUGUCCGUGACCUCGCCAGCAGCUGGAGUUGGGAUCCCCGCGCCUUCUCGGCCAGACACGGCCAUGCCAAACAGAGGCAAGAAGCGCAAAGCCGCUGGAACUUCGUCACAGGCUGGAUCCAUACUCGCCUUCUUCCGACCCCGCUCGCCUCCCAAGCAGUUGUGCCAGGCCUUGGGUUCUGAACAAAGCCCCAACAGCGGGGGAAACGGUGGGGAAAGCACUGGACAGGUGACCAAGCGAGCCAGGAAUGAUAACCAUGCUGUGGCAAGGUCGCCGAAUCACCCAAGACAUGAGGAUGAUGAGUUACAGGAUCCGAAUUUGGAGUCCUGCAGAUUUGAGACGCACAAGAAGCCUGGAACCGCAGAACGAGGCAAUGGCAGCGUGCAGGAAACACCCACGGUGCCACUUGCUGCCAAGCCACACAUGAGUCCAUACUUCAAGCGGACGGAGGCUGGGCACGAGAGAGAAGAGAGCCAAGGAGCUGCCCAUAGGAGGAAUCUGUCCUCCAAGCUGUCUCGGACAUUCCUGAGAAGUGGAAGCUCGUCGAAAAUAGGUGUUUGUAUAAGGCUGUUUGACGGUGAUGGAGAUGUUGAUGCUGGCAAAUGGACGGGAGAGACUGAGGUGGAGCCUGGAGGUCAGCCCAGUGGAUCACAGAAAGAAAACGUGAAGGUGACAGUUUCAUGCCAUAGGGAGCAAUCCCUGGGAUCUGGAAAAAAAAGUGACCCCGAAGAUGCCUGCAUUGACUUGACGGCAUCGGACCGUGAAUGCAAAAGACUGAAGCAGUCGUCCAAACUGAGACGUAGUACAAGGAAGACGAUCAAUUACUUCAAAGAAACACUGCCUCCUAAGGGUAAAGAAGUGACUGCUCGUGGCUCGCUAGCUAUUAUACCUGGAAAAGAUGCGUCCGAGCCCGACGAGCUUAGGGAGCCACUGCAAAAUUCAGAGACAAAACAAGUAAGUGGGAGAGAAGAGGCAGGCUCGGCAGCCAAGAUUAUGCAAGUGACAAAUAACAAGGGCAUCGCUGAUGAUUGCAAAUUAGAACGCGCACCCUCUUUGAGGAAGCGGCCUUCGGCAACAGCUCCUUUGGGUACGGAGGCAUCGCGAGUGUCUCGUGAAAGCGGGCCCGGCGUCACAAACUUGCCCAAGGACACCAAUGGCAAUAAAGCAAAUCGGACAUCGAAUGAACGUCGAUCUCGGCCGUCCGCUGAGAAGGCAGCCCACACGUGGGGAGAGGAGGAGCCUGAGGAGGGCGAGCUGGGUGAGGAUGACAGCGAGGACGACGGUGUGUCUGCAGACGUGGGGGAUGGGCGCCCCGAUUUAUACCUCGAGAACUUCCUGACGGUGCUCCGCACCGUGAUGAGACACGAACACGACCGGGUGCUCUUCAACAACGAAGACAUGGCCAUCAUCGGCAAAUUCCAUUCCCUCUCAGAAGCUGCCCAGACGUUGUACGUGCGUCUGUUCCAGAGGAAGGUGCGCUGGCUGCCCACGGUUACACUGAAGUACACGCGCAUCGCGGCCGACCUUACGGCUGCCCUGGACGAGCUGAUAAGCUCGGAGCUCCUGCAGUCCGAAUCUGAGCUGACGGACGUAAGUGAAGCUCUGUCCGUGCUGCCGGCACCUGAGUUGAGGUUGGUGGCGCGGUCCUUUCACGUUCCCGUCGCCGGUGGCGUCCACAGACAGCAGCUGGUGGAGGCAUUAGCACGACUCGCACACCAGCGCUCCGUCCUCAGCCUCAUGGGUGCACGUGGCACGGACGCCAACCCGGCCGUUCUGCGCAGGGCCCGCGAGCGGCUGGGCUGCUGUGUGCGUGUGCGCCGGGCCCUGCGGGCCGUGUUCUCGCGCGCGAUGCUCCUCUUCUCGCCGGCCGAGUCCCCGGACGAGGAAGACGCGGCGAGUGGCGGCCAGGGCUCGCUUCUCACCGUGCUCAUGGUCGGCAUGGCGCGUCUGCGCUUCCCGGCGUACACCGUGCGCCGCCAGACCCACAUCUUCCCCAGCCGCGACGCCCUCCUCAGGUAUGAGGCCGCCUCGCAUAGCCUCAGUGAGAUGGAUCAAGCGAUGAGCAGCAACAAACUGGAGGAUGCGUGCAGCCUGUACCGCACCGCCCGUGCCAUCUGGGACGAGAUGAAACGGAGCUUGGAUUUCAGUCACGAGGAGGCGCUGCCCUUGCACCUGCGCUGCAUGUCGGCCGGCUGGGCCUACACACGCAUGAUGUCACGUGGGGUGGAGAUCCUGCAGCGACUGCAGCUCUACCCGGAGGCGGUAGAGCAGCUGCACUCGCUGUUGUCGCAGCAGACGUACUGCAUUCAGCGCCGUGGAUCCUGGUGGGACCGCCUGGCACUGAACCUGCAGCACCACCUCAAAGACACGCCAAAAGCCAUUGAGGCCAUCCGGCGGGGGCUGACGGACCCGUACGUGCGCACGGGACAGAGGCUCGCGCUGCACCAGCGCGCCGUGCGUAUUCGCGAAUCCCCGAGCUGCAAGGCUCUGCGCCACCUACUGCGGGACCUUCCCACCGUCGAGUACGACGAGGCGCCCAAAGUGACGAUCCGUGGCAAGGCCUGUCCCCAGACGGGCAUGGGCAAGUCGGUGUUCUUGCGGGAGGAAGAGGAAGAAGCCAUGGAGGUGGAGGCUGCGGGUGGGAGCAGAGACGGAGUGGGCACCACCACCACCACCACCAUGGUCAUGUGCUCUGUGGAGGAACUGGCCCUCGCCCACUACCGCUCACAGGACUUUGAUCAAGGGCUGCACGGCGAGGGUGCCACGUUCUGCACACUGUUUGGCCUGCUGCUGUGGGACGUCAUUUUCUCGGACACUGUCCCUGACGUAUUCCUCAACCCCUACCAGGGCUUCCCACUGGACUUGUACACGGACGGCUUUUACGAGAACCGGCGCGAGCUGCUGGACGAGCGGCUGGCACAGCUACGCGGGGCGACGGGCGCAGAGCUGCAGGAGAUCGUGGUGGCGGCGUGGACGGCCCACGAGGGAGAGGCGUGCGGCCUCGUUUCGUGGGAGCGCCUCAUGACCCUCAGCCAGGCCACGAGCCUCGUGGCGAGCCUGGGCGGGCGUCUCCUGGCUGGUGUUUGUGAGCGUCUUGCCAAGAACCUGCGACACAACCGUGGUGGCCUCCCAGACCUGGUGGUGUGGAGCAGCCAGACCCUGCAGUGCAAGCUGGUGGAGGUGAAGGGGCCCAAUGAUCGGUUGUCCCAGAAGCAGCUCCUGUGGCUGCAUGAGCUCAUGCAGCUGGGCGCACAGGUGGAAGUGUGCCAUGUCACCGCAUAUGGAGCCAGGGCUGCCAGACUGGAAAACUAACGUGGCCUUAAGACGAUUUCUCAUACCUUGUUUCCAUUAGUAUUGGGAACCAGCCUGUGCUGACCCAGGAAUAUCUCAAUCUGUGGCCAUCCUGCUAUUUAUGUCUGUUCCAUGAACUCACUCCCACUGCUCCACCUCGCACCUCCUCCCAGGAAGUUUACCUAAGUGACAUCACAAUACACUCUUUGCGUCCGUGAUGACCCCGUGAAAUCACUGUGUUCCAAGGUUGGGCAACUCGGUUCUGAUCCCAAUUAAGAUCGGUGUGGCAUGAGCAUGCCUGUUGCAGGAAAGCGAGCUCUUGGGGCUAGCCUGUUCGCAUGGUUCCUGCAGUCUAUGGAAAUGAGGCAUUGGUGGUCUCUGCUUUGGAGUGUUUCCCUUGGUGCCAGCUGAAUCUUGGUGAUUUUUAAGUCCGGUGCCUUGAACAAAGGCUUAGACCCAUCAUAAAGGAACUUCGUCCUCAACAUUUAGCUACCAAUGAUCCACCAUUCCACGUCUUAGCACAAAAUGUGUGCAAAGUAGAUUAAAUAACACCUGAAUGUAGAUUUGCGCGUCUAUAUUCAGGUUAGACUGGAUCAUGAGGACUUGCCUGUACAUGAUAAAAUGGGUUUCUUCCACGUGGUUGCCUUUACAGCAAGAUUAAUUUGGCUUAUUCAUUUUUUUUUAUUUAAAAAAUGAAAUUCGGCUUUCGUAUAGGUCAGAGUAAUAAUACAGGAGUGAUUUUACUGCCAGUGAACAAGCAACAAAUAAUCUGCAAAUUGCAAAGGUUUACAUUUCAGAAUAGAUGCGCUACCCCCGAGAGCAUGUUUGUGCCUCUCGUAUGGAGUUUAAUACAACAUCCAAAAAUAUUCUUAUACAGUGCCAUGAGAAGUGUUAACUGUGCAACCGUUGUGUUUUACUAUUCAAGCUCAGGGUGCACAAAACAUUUAAAGCGCAAUUUAACCUGUGUGGGUUAUUAAAUGUUCAUCUAACUUUAAUUUCACAUUUGACACGCUGUGCUUUCAGACUAAUUAUGCUUUUUUUGAGUGCAAAAUUGUCAAAUCGUGAAUGUAAAAAUACGCCGAGUAAAUGCACUAAAAUUA
This is a messenger RNA of Petromyzon marinus (sea lamprey), 4812 nucleotides long. RefSeq names its product FANCD2 and FANCI associated nuclease 1 (gene FAN1). Gene Ontology annotation, biological process: interstrand cross-link repair. The record is from RefSeq and is a predicted model, not a curated record. Lineage: Eukaryota; Metazoa; Chordata; Hyperoartia; Petromyzontiformes; Petromyzontidae. Gene Ontology annotation, molecular function: flap-structured DNA binding; 5'-flap endonuclease activity; 5'-3' exonuclease activity. Gene Ontology annotation, cellular component: nucleus.